AUCAUUAAGCAAAACUAGGAUGAACUUGUCUGAAACCUAAAAACAAACAAAAAAACCCAAUCGUUUUCCUUUGUUUUUAUUUUCAUGUGCGUCCGUUAUUCCUUUAUAUAUAACAGGGUUUUUCACCAUAUCAAAACAAAAGUGGAUUAAAAUUGAAGACUGGUUUACCAUUCUUACAAGAUGCUGUUGGUUUCCCAGCGGGGAGAUGCACCUCGUAUGGAGCCACUACAAGGGUCAAUCAAGAGAAAGCUGGUGGAUGGUAGCUCGUCUGCAGUUAAUGGCAUCUCAGAUGGUAUGAUCCCAGGGAACAGCAAGAGACUCUGCCUUGAAGAUGUUACAUUGGCGAUGGGCCAAGGGUCCAACAACAGCAUGUCAAGGCCUGACCUGCAGAACUCUCCUUUUGCACCAAGUGCACCAGUAGCCAGCCAUUUAGGACAAAUGAAUGGCAAUGGCAUGGGCUCUCCUUUCUCCUCGGAGAUCAAGCAGAGCCCGGGGGGAAGACACAACCGCAUGCUUCCCUACGACUCCAAUGGCCCCCAGUCGGUUGAGCAAGAACUGCAGGAGCUCCUAGAUGAACUGACCAAAAACCCAGACCCCUCUCUCAACGAGCUGGACCCUUCUCUCAACGAGAUUUUGGAUGAGCCGGUUAGCGUAGGUUUUAUGCACCCAGAUGCAAACAGCACCCCCAAACAUUCCCCUCAGAACACCGCACACUUGGAGAACCACCUGACCAGCAAGGAGUUUUCCCCAGGUUUUAGUCAGGCCUCUGUGGGCUCGCCCCAAGUUGGUCCCCCUUCAGCUGGCACACCAUACACCCUGCCACAUUCCUCCAAACCUGUGCCAUCAGUCUUGUCUGGAAGCGGGCAGAAUCAAAGCCAGAGUCAAGCCCGCUCGCCCAUGCUGUCUGCUGCCUUGUCAAGUUGGCACGAGGUAUCGCAUGCCCAGCAAUUGAAACAGAUGGCUGCCAGCAAGCAUGGCUCCACGAACCAGCAACAGCAACAACAACAACAAGCAGCUCAGGUAUCCAACUGGCCGCCUAUGCAGUCUUCGGGACCUUCUCCACCUUACAGGACAGAGAAACUGCCCAGUUCCUCCCCACACCAGCAGCCAUUCAGCCCGCAAAACAAUCUGGCCAGCAAUAUUCAGAGCCCUCAGAAUUCCUUGAUCUCCAACAUGACUUCCAGUAACCCCCCCUCCACUGGGCCCUCGCCUCCUUACAGACCUGAGAAGCUUGCUAGCCCAGCUCUGGGCCAGCCCCCGUUCAGCCCGCAGAACCCUAUGUUGCCCAACAUGGCGGCCACAAGCCUUCCCAGCAACAGCAUCCAGAGCCCUCAAGCCAGCAUGCUCCCGAACCUGUCUUCCUCAAGCACGAGGCCAUCACCGCCUUACAGGCCUGACAAGCUUUCCAGCCCCACCAUUCAGCAACAUACCUUCAGCCCUCAAAACCCCAUGGUGACCAACGCCAGUAACCCAGCCAGUAACAUGCAGCUUUACAAGGCCAUGACUUCCACUCAAUCAAACAAUCUGAACAUGAUGAUGUCUCAGCCUCAGUCAGCUCAGCAACAGCAGCAACAAGCGCCACACACCAGCGCUCUCCAACCUGGCAUGAUGAAUAAAAACACCAUGAACCAAGACCAUUACUCCUUUAACAACACCAAGCCGUUAAGCCAUUUCGACCCUGAUUCUCCCGGGAAGAUGGCGCCCAUGCCUGGAGGACCUGGUCAGCCUCCCUUGGCUCACUAUUUGCAGCAGCAGCCACAGCCACCCCCCCAGGCCAGUCAUUCCCAACUCCUGCAGCAGCAGCUACAGCAGCGCAUGCAGAGGAACAACAUGCAGCCUGGAGGACUCUUACCACCACACAGCAGACAGGAGCAGAGUCCAGGCAUGGUGCCCCGUCUCCAGGACCCCUCUUCAAUCCCCAGCGCCGGGAUCAGAGCAGGGAUGGGGAACGGAUACAUGAAACAUGCUGCGCUUAAACAGCAGCUCAUAAGAAAGCAGCAACAGCACCUCCUGCAGGAGAAGCAGCGGCAGCUGGACCAGUUGAAUGGCAAUCGGAUGGAGUAUAAGGAGCAGGGCUUCCGAGGCCAGCAGCUCACACAGUUUCCAGGAGUAGCCAGGCCUCUGCCCCAAGACUGCGGGCACCCCAUGCCCAACCCCUCAGCCAACCCAGCCAUGAUCCCCCCCAACCCUGCCAUGCUUCCCAACCGGCUAGGCAUUCCUCCCGGCGCCAUGCCCCAAAGCAGCCGGACGAUGGGCGUGUUCCCCAGCAAUGCGGGAAGCCAGCCUGGCCUGUACCACCCUGCCCACUCCGACUUCAACAUGCCCCACCGCAGCCAGGGCAUGCUGGGAAUGGGCAUCUCUACCCAGCCUGCAGUGCGCUCUGGGAUGCCAUCCUCCAGCUUCAACCAGCUGGCCAACACUCCGGCUCUCCAGCAACACUUGAGACAUUCACUGAGCCAGCAAGCCAGCGGCAUGCCACGGAUACCCAAUGUCUCUGGGAUACGACCUCAAAUGUGGGCGGCUCAACAAGGAGUUCCCAGGAUGCCCGGCACUGGCCAAAUGGACCCAAGCUUGCAGCAAUUCCCAGGCAGCCCAAUGUUCUCCAAGGCACCCAUGAGGCCGGGUCUACCUUCUCAGUUUGUGCAAACUGGGGCACCACCCAACCAGAUGGCACCAGGUUUGAUCAGGCACAUGCAAAAACUGAACCCUGCUCAGGGUAACCCCCUGGCCAACCAACCUAUAAGGAACAGAGGACCAUUGUCGGCUAUGGCUGGGAUGAAGCCAAUUCCACCAAGCAUGGCCAGCCUGAGUCAAGUCCAUCACCCACCCCAAGGACUAGCACCCCCUAGCUACCCUUCCUCGGGGAAGCCCACAGCAGCCUACAGUGGGGUGAGCCCCAAGCUGCCUCCCUACGAGUUUGUUCAGCAGCAGAACAGCGGGCCCUUACAAACCACAGGUGGGGAGGUGGACUUCAUUGACUCUUUCAUGGGUGAAGAGUGGAUGCAUCAUUUGAACGUGAUUGACGAGUACCUAGGACAGCACUCGUAAAAACAAUGCAGCUGUGGUCAGGGUGGGGUACUUUGAGAUUUUUAGAACCACAUGAAUGAGACGUUGCAUUUGAAGGUCAGCAUUCAAAAGCCUGCAGCAGGGUCAUAUCAUGGAUGUUUCACUUGUUUGAGCUUAUCUUCUCCAGCGUUAUUGAAUCCUGAUGGUUGUACACUAAGAGGUGUAUGAACAGGAAAACAGUGUCUGGGUUGACUUCCAGGUGGCUGCAUUUCAAUCAGUCCCGGGCAAAUCCAGACUUCUGUAGCCACUUCAGUCCAGGGAUAGUCUUAAAAUAUUUAUUAUUGCCACUAAACAUGUAUUUAACAUGUUAAACCUGGACUGAGAUAUUAGGCUGGAGUCGUCCUCCUUCUGAUUUUUAAAGGAGUAAUAAUCAAGGCUUUAAAAAAUAAAAAAAUGUUCAUACCUCCUGUUAGUAUAACAUAAUUCACCCUCGUUCAUUAAAUGCUGUUGAUCUUCUGUAAUUUCUUUUCAAAUUUAACCUGCUGGAGCUCAUUUGACUUGCAACAACAUUAUAACUACAGGUACUUGAGUUUCGUUAUCUCACCCCAUUCAUCUUCUUGUGUUACAGCUAAUAUGUCCCCACUCCCUGCCCCUUAAUUGGAAAGCUGAGGUGGGGUGUUAUGUGAAACACAAGAUGUGACUGUGGUGUUAUGGCAGGAGAAAUCUGCUUCUAUCUGAAAGUAAAGUAUAAAAAAAAAAUGACAAAACAGUAAAAUGGUAUUUGGGAGGUUGCUAUGUCAGUAAGAGGUAAGAAAUG
Messenger RNA from Polyodon spathula (Mississippi paddlefish), 3823 nucleotides. RefSeq names its product mastermind-like domain-containing protein 1. NCBI's taxonomy places the organism in Eukaryota, Metazoa, Chordata, Actinopteri, Acipenseriformes, Polyodontidae. Bases 181 to 3048 code for a protein of 955 amino acids. Gene Ontology annotation, biological process: regulation of transcription by RNA polymerase II. Gene Ontology annotation, cellular component: nuclear body. The record is from RefSeq and is a predicted model, not a curated record. The transcript has 5 exons.